GCGGGCGGGCGGGCGGGCGCUCCGCCAGACCCGCCGCGGCGGCGGCAGCGGCAGCAGCGCAGGAAUGGCUGAACUAAACACUGCCCUGGAGACCAUUAGACUAUUGCUAUUUUUAAUCAGGUCCAUCAGAGAAGACAAUAGUGCCUCCCCUUGGAAGGUGGACAGAACUGCAUUUUAGGACUUAACUUCUGAUGGGCUGGAUUUUGUCUUGGCAGGAGUUUUUGAAGAUUCACGCAGUGAGAGAAAAAACAGCCAAUGGCUUCAGAAUCCAUGGUCCCUGAGCAGGCAAAACAACAUCUGAUAAAGGGAAAAAGGCGGCAGCAACAGCAGCAAACUAGACCUUCCAACAGUGAUGGUGAAGAUGAUGUCUUUGUAUUUGAGGCAAAUGAGGCUUGGAAGGAUUUUCACAGCUCUCUUCUUCACUUCUUUGAAGCUGGAGAGCUCUGCGACGUUACACUGAAGGUCGGUUCAAAGCUUAUCUCCUGCCACAAGCUGGUUCUAGCUUGUGUCAUCCCUUACUUCAGAGCCAUGUUUCUUUCAGAAAUGGCUGAGGCCAAGCAGAAGUUGAUCGAGAUCAGGGACUUCGACGGCGACGCGAUAGAAGACCUGGUGAAGUUCGCGUACUCCUCGCGGCUCACGCUGACGGUGGACAACGUCCAGCCCCUCUUGUAUGCUGCCUGCAUUCUGCAGGUGGAACUGGUGGCAAAGGCCUGCUGUGAAUACAUGAAGCUGCACUUCCACCCCUCCAACUGCCUGGCAGUCAGGGCGUUUGCCGAGAGCCACAACCGCAUUGACUUGAUGGACAUGGCCGAUCAGUUCGCUUGCGAGCAUUUCGCGGAGGUCAUGGAGUGCGAGGACUUCGUGAGUGUGUCACCGCAGCACCUCCAUAAACUCCUGUCCUCCAGUGACCUAAAUAUUGAAAAUGAAAAGCAGGUUUACAAUGCUGCUAUCAAGUGGCUGCUGGCCAAUCCACAGCAUCACGCCAUGUGGCUGGAUGAAAUACUUGCACAGGUACGGCUGCCUCUCUUGCCCAUUUGUUUCCUUAUGGGCGUUGUGGCAAAGGAAGAGAUUGUCAAGCAGAAUCUAAAAUGUAGGGAUUUGCUGGAUGAAGCAAGAAACUACCACCUUCACCUGAGCAGCAGGGCAGUGCCUGACUUUGAGUACUCCAUUCGCACAACACCAAGGAAGCAGACUGCUGGUGUGCUGUUCUGUGUCGGGGGCAGAGGUGGAUCAGGCGACCCCUUUCGCAGCAUUGAGUGUUACUCUAUCAGUAAGAACAACUGGUUCUUCGGCCCCGAAAUGAACAGCAGGAGGAGGCACGUGGGUGUGAUCUCUGUGGGAGGUAAAGUCUACGCAGUAGGUGGACAUGAUGGAAAUGAACACUUAGGAAGCAUGGAAGUAUUUGAUCCUCUCACAAACAAGUGGAUGAUGAAGGCAUCAAUGAACACAAAGAGGAGAGGAAUCGCCCUGGCCUCCCUUGGCGGCCCCAUUUACGCAAUAGGAGGUUUGGAUGACAACACCUGCUUCAGCGACGUGGAACGGUACGACAUCGACUCCGAUCGGUGGAGCACAGUCGCCCCCAUGAACACUCCCCGGGGAGGAGUCGGCUCCGUGGCCCUGGUGAACCACGUUUAUGCUGUGGGGGGCAAUGACGGUGUAGCAUCUCUUUCCAGUGUGGAGAAGUAUGAUCCCCAUUUGGAUAAGUGGAUAGAAGUGAAAGAGAUGGGUCAGCGAAGAGCUGGGAAUGGUGUCAGCGAGCUCCAUGGCUGCUUGUAUGUUGUCGGUGGCUUUGACGACAACUCCCCGCUGAGCUCGGUGGAGCGGUUUGACCCACGCAGUAACAAAUGGGAAUAUGUGGCAGAGCUCACAACUCCAAGGGGUGGUGUUGGCAUCGCGACACUGAUGGGAAAGAUUUUUGCAGUUGGAGGUCAUAAUGGCAACGUGUACCUGAAUACAGUGGAAGCAUUUGAUCCCGUAGUGAAUAGGUGGGAGCUCGUGGGCUCGGUGUCACACUGCCGGGCAGGGGCAGGCGUGGCCGUGUGCUCCUGUCUCAGCAGCCAGAUCCGGGAUGUGGGCCAAGGAUCCAGCAACGUUGUUGACUGCAUGUGAGCUCUGCCGCCUCCUCCAAAUUCCAAAGGAAUGAUAAUAGGGAAGCACUGCAGAGCUUUUAAACACUGUGUUUUGUAUGGUAGGUUAAGAAAUCAAUCUAGUACAUUUUCUUUGUGAAAAUGGUACCUUCUGCAGCUGUAAAGCUUUUGGUGACUUUUUAUCAAUAGUGAUACAGAAAAGCCUGUGAUAACAUGGAAUAAAAGUGUGACUCACGGGAGUCACAAGAGCUGCAAUCAUCCCCUUUUUGAGGAGCUGUAAUUUCAGAAUCAUUUGAGGCAGCUGUUGCAGGGACUCAUUAUUACAGGAACUGUAAAGCAGGCAUGGGGAGAAGGCAGAAAUUGUUACUGCUGAACUUCACCCAACAGCCCUGCUACAUGUUUCCUGGAGGACUUGAGUGCCAUUUAAUAUAACUUAUUUUCUGGAAUGAAGUCUUAAACAUUUCCUAAUUGUACAAGAGCUUUGUAACACAAGGCAUCUCAAAUUUUAGAAGGUAAUGACAUCCCUGGUGCAAAAUAAAAUAACUGAGGCAGAGAAGUUCACUGCCUGCCUCCCAAGGGACUGCUGGCAGCAGUGGAACUCAGUCUGAACUGUCUUUCAAACUACUUUCUUGAGCUAAUACACGUGUUAGAAAACAGAAAAGAUUCUUGCCCUGAGUUUAGCCACUGCAAUACCAUUUUUAUAUGAAGUGGAAGUGCAUAAUAAAAUUUGCAGUAAAGACCUUUAAAUGCAACUCUAGGAGAUGACACAACCAGUAUCAGUAUCCAGUAGCAACUGGUAAUUCUCGAGGUACUGGCUCUUUUAAGAAAGUAGGUAGAUAGCCUCAAAACAGGUAGAUGAUGAAAAGCUUACAUAAACCAAAGAGAAUCAGAAAAAAAACAAUUGGGAAUAAACCAGUACUUACAUAAAAAAUUGAAAUAGGAAUUUGACAGUCCUGCAUACAAACACAUCUCGUUAGGCAAUCAGAAACUCUGAAUUCCGAGUAAAGUCCAGCUGGAAAGAUUGCUGAUUCUUGUUCCUGCAUCACCUUGAAAAACCAGCAACUGACAAUCCUUUGUGACCAAAGUUUCACAUUACCAGGUUGUUCCAAGUGACCUGGGAGAGCAGCAAACUUCUCUGCAUUCAGGCCUGAGGAAGAGGCAGGACAGCAUGAGCGUAAGGUGCAGUCAUGCUUUGCUGCUGAAUUACCAUGGUUUAGCUGUCCUGUCCAAAAUGGCUUGCACUUUGGUAGCACCCAGGGACACAGUGAAUGGUACUGUAAAUAAUGAAACAUUGCAAUAAACAUUUGUACUUCAAAGGA
Molecule: messenger RNA, 3406 nt
Organism: Pseudopipra pipra
Lineage: Eukaryota; Metazoa; Chordata; Aves; Passeriformes; Pipridae
Gene: KLHL8
Product: kelch like family member 8
Exons: 11
Coding region: 256-2109 (617 amino acids)
Molecular function (GO): protein binding
Source: RefSeq, a predicted model, not a curated record